Geodia barretti is the source of this 702-nucleotide messenger RNA. NCBI's taxonomy places the organism in Eukaryota, Metazoa, Porifera, Demospongiae, Tetractinellida, Geodiidae. The record is from the annotation of a GenBank genome assembly.
AUGAGGGAGGCGGCGAUGCCGCUGGACGACAAGGUCCGCAAGGCGCUCGACACCAUAUUCUCCGGCGAUGCCGGGCUCUAUCAGACGCGCGGCUGGAACCAGCGCUCGGGCUUCGGCACGAGGCCGGCGCUCCUCAACAUCGACCUCGCCAACGCCUGGACCCGACCGGGCUACCGCUUCUCCUGCGAUGACAUGGACGAGCGGAUCAUCCCCGGCGUGCAGCGCCUUCUGGCCGCCGCCCGUGCCAAGAAGGUGCCGAUCAUCUACACCACCACCGCCUUCUGCAGCCGCUUCGACAUGGGGGCCUUCCCGCUUAAGAAGCCCUUCGAGGACCUCAUGCUGGGCACGGACGCGACCGAGAUCGACGACCGCGUGCCGCUCGAGGAAGGCGUCGACACGCUGAUCGUCAAGAAGCGGCCGAGCGCCUUCGCCGGCACUCAUCUCGGCGGCAUCCUGCGCGCCGGUGGCAUCGACACGCUGAUCUGCACCGGCGUCACCAUGGCGAGCUGCGUCAGGCACACGGUGGAGGAUGCGCUCGGCGAGGGCUUCCGCACCGUCAUCGUUCGCGAAUGCGUGGGCGACCGCGUGCCUGCCGCGAUCGAGUGGAACCUGUUCGACCUCGACAUGAAGUAUUGCGACGUCGAGCCGCUCGAUCGCGUGCUGGCCUAUCUGGCCGAGCUGGAGCCCUUCGAAGAGCGCUAA